Elgaria multicarinata webbii is the source of this 2708-nucleotide messenger RNA. RefSeq names its product interleukin-13 receptor subunit alpha-1-like. The coding region runs from base 1 to 1986 and encodes 661 amino acids. Lineage: Eukaryota; Metazoa; Chordata; Lepidosauria; Squamata; Anguidae. The transcript has 12 exons. The record is from RefSeq and is a predicted model, not a curated record. Gene Ontology annotation, cellular component: membrane; external side of plasma membrane. Gene Ontology annotation, biological process: cytokine-mediated signaling pathway. Gene Ontology annotation, molecular function: protein binding; cytokine receptor activity.
AUGGAGCAUUACCUGUUCAACAUGUCCACUGAGCCAGGAAGGCGCGAGAGGGGCCCGUGGCCCUCUGCACGUCCUCAAGGGCCCCCUCGCCCCACACGGCCCCUUCUUGCGGCUCCGGCCUGUGCCGGCUCCGUCCCCGCUGAGGGCCGAGGCGGCGAAACUCUCCUCCGCGCCUCGGCCGCUUCCCCUCAGCCAGGAAGGCGCGAGAGGGGCCCGUGGCCCUCUGCACGUCCUCAAGGGGCCCCUCGCCACACAGGGCCCCUUCUUGCGGCUCCGUCCCCGCUGAGGGCCGAGGGCGGCGAAAUUCUCCUCAGCGCCUGGGCCGCUUCCCCUCACAGGCCGCGCAGCAGCAGGCCGCGCAACCGCCGCCGCCGCCGCGGCAGCGCCGCCUCCUGGGCUCCCUCGGGCGGGGCCGCGGUCGACGCCUGGGCGCUGGGCGGGCCUUCGCGGCAGCCUUUCCCGUCUGCGCCGGCCCUCCGGGAGUGCCGCGUCGAGGAGCGAAGCCGAGCGGGACCGAGGGGGGCGCCGUCCAUGGGGACCCUGCCGCCACCGCCGCUGCUCGCUGUCGUCGUGGCCCUCGCCGGAGCGGCCGUCGCAGGAGCCCUGAUUGACCUGCCUCCCCUAUCUAACGUCAGUUACACUUUCAUCGAAAAGCGCUGCCAGUUGGAUGUGAGAUGGAAUCUUGUAGAAGGCUUUAAUAGUAUCUGCAAUCUAGAGUAUUACAGUGAAGUGAAAACUGGUGGAGAAUGGCAGAAACCAAAAUGGAGUUCCAGCCUUUUCCGGACCUUGCAACUACCUCUGGGUGAAAAUACUGUUUUCAGAGUAAGAACAUUAUGUUUGGACAGCCACCAGGGUGAAGGAGAAUGGUUUAAUAUUUCUCUUGCACAAAAUGGUACUGCAGGUACAGGAGCCAUUAAUGUCAAAUGCAUUUGGCAUAAUAAACAGUAUGUCGUGUGUACAUGGCAGCGUGGAGAAAAAGCAGAUAAUAAUACCUUCUACAACCUGUCUUACUGGUAUAGUCCUCUGAAAAAAGAACAGCCGUGCACAAAUUACACUAGAAAAGGAGAUUCCUUUCGAUGCACUUUCAACUUGGACUUCGAGGGAUUCGUACCUCUUAGUAUUUCUAUCCGAGGCAAUUCCAGAGAUAUUCAGCCUGUGUGUAUAGUGAAGGAAGGCUUGGAAAGUGAUUUACCUGUAAAACUUCACCCUCCAACAAUUGUAAACAUCACAAAGACCAGUGAUGGAGUAUCUCUAAACUGGACUCCUAGCAAAUUGGGUGCCACAUGCUAUCAAGUAGAAAUAAAUAACACCGAAUCUAGCAAAACAGUAAGUUAUUCUCAUACCUUACCACAGAACUUAUAUAUACCUAUAAAGCAGAAAGUGUGCGUCACUUAUGUCUUGAAAUGUUUACCCACUUCCACAUAUGGUACUGCCUUAAUACUGUUCACCCAGACAGGUCUUCAUGUAAACAUCACAAAGACCAGUGAUGGAGUAUCUCUAAACUGGACUCCUAGCAAAUUGGGUGCCACAUGCUAUCAAGUAGAAAUAAAUAACACCGAAUCUAGCAAAACAGUUUAUGAAGAUCAUACCAACAUAUCAUUCAGUCUCAGGCCUAAUGUAUACCACACUUUCCGGGUGAGAUCCAUUCUUGGUGUUGUCAGCAGUGGUUGUACGAAGACAUUGGGCCUCUGGAGUGAUUGGAGCAACAUAGAGGAGUGGGAUCAGAAGGACACAGACAACACAUUGAACAUUAUUUUACUAAUUCUUAUUCCGUUAUCUGUGGCAAUCCUGACUAUCACUUUGGUAGUUUACCUGAAGAGGAUUAAGCUGUUGAUUCUUCCAACAAUUCCUGAGCCUGGAAAGUUUCUGAAACGAAUGUUUGAAGAGCAAAGUGAAGAUCUCCCAAAACCAUUCACGGAAGAUCCAAUCAAAGAUGAGCAAACCCAUGUAUUGAUAUUCAUAAAGCCUCCUAGGAAUGAGAACUGAGGAACCACGCUGCUGUCUUUACAUCACAUGACUUCUGAAUGUAAACCAGAUGUUUUCGGGUCAGGGGCUGAUGCUCCCAGCUGCUGGACAACCUUUUUGGAGAUACAUUAUAACACACAACAUUCUUAUCCUGGCAUCUGUUUGCUAAAAAUAUCUUGUUGGACCAAGCAGGCCAUAGAAAUAAUAAUCCCUUCACCUGAUGUGUUGUCAAAUCGACCUACCCUCCCCAAUUUGUCAUCGGUGCUCAUCAGUUCAAAAAUGUGAGCAUCAGACCCUGUGUUAGCUUCUGUGAAGCAGCAUUUACUCUGGAGGACUACCUAUUUCCAUCAUUUUUCCCACUUGAACAGCAGGAAUGUUCACAACAGUCCUGACAGGGCUUGGCUUUAUCUCUUGUCAUUUUGUUCUUGGGAGAUUCUCCAAGUUAAACCAGGAACUACUCAAGUGUCUUUGAGAGUGCCUAAGAGAAAACUGAGUUGGAUGGCUAAGUUGGUGUAUGAAUCCUUUCAUUCCGAGCCAAGAUGUCUCACACCUGGAUUCUUGGCAUAACUGUCUUUUUUUGUCACAAGCAUGUGAAUAUAGAAACCCUGGAAAGGGUUUAUGCCCAUCCUAAUCACGUACCUAUGAUUUUAAAUGUGGGAAUGACAAGUGAGAAUGCUUUGUGUGCAUUGUGUGGUAUUUUAAUAGAUGAGAUUUAUUUUGUAUAAAUAACUUCUUUAAAUUUU